UUGGCUUCGGUGAGCAGCCAUGCAAGAAGAAGAAUUGCGGAAAGGUCCUUGGUUUGAGGAGGAAGACGAGCAGUUGACUGCUAUUGUUGAAAUCAUGGGGGAUAAGCGAUGGGAUUCAUUAGCAAAAGCCUCUGGAUUGCGGAGGAGUGGCAAGAGUUGCAGAUUGCGGUGGUUGAACUAUCUUCGACCCAAUCUCAAGCAUGGCCGAUUGAGUGGUGAAGAGGAGAAAAUCGUUCUUCAACUUCACAAGCAAUGGGGUAACAAGUGGUCAAAAAUUGCUCGAAGGUUGCCGGGAAGGACUGAUAACGAGAUAAAGAAUUACUGGAGAAGUCAUUUGAGGAAGAAAGCACAAGUCCAAGAGCAAGGAUACUGUGAAAGCUUCGCAAAAAAUGCGAAACAAGAAGUCUACAAUCCACCAUGCGAUACGAUCAGUAUAACAAGUGAUGGCAGUUUGAAAGCCUCUGAUGAUCCCCUUCACGCGCUUGAGUUAUCAAACUAUGCAAUUGCAAACUCGCCAUAUGAAAGCCGCUUAACAGAUUGGGCAUCGGGUUGGUUGGAGGAACAAAGUGAAGUGAGACACCACGGGGAUUGCCCGAGUUUAGGCUUGUGUUUCUGCUGUCCAGUGUGGAAUUCAGAAGACUGUAGUCACACUAGCAUAUGGAGCUCCUCAGGUCCCCUCUGGGACGUAGACUGAUUAUGCUGUCAUUCUUGAGUUCUGAGAAUUGAAUGUCGAGGAUCUUUUAACUGUUAAUACGACAAUCAAUAUUUCAACGUAUCUCUUUUUCUCAAAGAUUCUUCUUGUUCUUCUCUCUGUUCCUCCUCCUAUCUUCUUUUAAUAUGUGCAGAUGAGAGAAAGCAGUGGUCAAGUUGAGGUUGAAACUGGUUGGACCUUUACGAGAUUGGUUACCUAGUAACGGUGUAUAUUUAUGUUGAAGUGCGCGCCCCUGUAAUUUCAUCUCAACGAUGUGUUUGUGUGAGGGAAAAUUCCCAAAGAAGUAACAAACAUGCAUGCGAAAACAAAUGUGCCGAGGUAGAAAAUAAAGAAAGAAACACAUGUGGACUACAAAUAGAAGGCAAACAGCAAAGAC
This is a messenger RNA of Rhododendron vialii, 1088 nucleotides long. Its product is annotated as transcription factor MYB27. Gene Ontology annotation, biological process: regulation of DNA-templated transcription. NCBI's taxonomy places the organism in Eukaryota, Viridiplantae, Streptophyta, Magnoliopsida, Ericales, Ericaceae. The record is from RefSeq and is a predicted model, not a curated record. Gene Ontology annotation, molecular function: sequence-specific DNA binding; DNA-binding transcription factor activity. The transcript has 4 exons. Bases 20 to 694 code for a protein of 224 amino acids. Gene Ontology annotation, cellular component: nucleus.